Vicia villosa (hairy vetch) is the source of this 507-nucleotide messenger RNA. RefSeq lists its product as uncharacterized. The coding region runs from base 1 to 507 and encodes 168 amino acids. NCBI's taxonomy places the organism in Eukaryota, Viridiplantae, Streptophyta, Magnoliopsida, Fabales, Fabaceae. The transcript has a single exon. The record is from RefSeq and is a predicted model, not a curated record.
AUGGAUAAGUUUUCUAAAGCGGAUGACACCAAGAAAUUACACAAAAAAGAACAAUUGCAGAAAAUUGUGUUUCCAGAGACCACCGAUUUGAAACCUCCAUCCCAACCAGAUAAAACUAAGGGUGCGUCUAGAAAGUCGAAAAGUACCCAAGAUAACACAUCAACUAAACAAAAUCCUUCUUAUAGUGAACAUGUUGAUGCAUUGAUCUCGGAUUCACCCACACCAAAGUCCAAGUGUAGUGCUAACAAAGGAGCACGUAUUUCGAAGCCGCCUCGCACACCUCCGAUUAAAAAACCUCCGAUGAUUUACAUUGAUGAGAUGCCACUAUUUAUGCACCAAUAUAUUGAUAAUAUAGUUGAUAUGGAUACCGAUGGUAAUUGUGGGUAUCGGGCCGUUGCAGGUUUGCUCGGAAAAGGAGAAGAAAAUCACACUCUUAUUCUACGUGCACUUAUUUUGGAGUUGACUUUGCAUAGGGACAUCUACGACCGACUUAAUGAGAAACAAUAA